GGAAACAUUAGCUUCGAGGGUAUGGGGAAUUACAUCCUUGCUGGCAUAAAGCCGCAUCAAGUAUUGGAUCAUGUGCAUGCUGACUUUCAUAAUUAGACUACCUCGCCUUGCAGGCCUGUCUGGUCGAGUGGGCGGAUAGCUACGACACCAAGGAUUGGAACAGGUUGCGGCAGUGCAUAGCACCCACUUUACGCAUCGACUACCGCUCCUUCUUAGACAAGCUCUGGGAGGCGAUGCCGGCGGAGGAGUACAUCGCCAUGGUGUCGUCUCCGGCCGUGCUGGGGGACCCGCUGCUCAAGACGCAGCACUUCAUCGGCGGCACCAAGUGGGAGAAGGUGUCGGACACGGAGGUCAUCGGCACGCAUCAGCUGCGCGUGCCGCACCAGCGGUACACGGACCUGACGCGCAAGCAGGUCGCCGUCAAGGGCCACGCUCAUUCCACCAACGUCCACUGGUACCGCAAGGUAGACGGCGUCUGGAAGUUCGCCGGCCUGAAUCCUGACAUCCGCUGGGGCGAGUACGACUUCGACAAGGUGUUCGCCGGAGGUCGCGAGGAGUUCGGAGAAGCCAUCGCUGCGAAGGCGGAGGGUAUCCCGGUGAACGUAGAUGGGCUUUCUGCCAAUGUAUAAAUAACAGCAAGGACUUUGAUGGGAAGCCUUCAGGUUGAAUAUUCAUGGUAAUACUUCGAUGGUAUUCAAGAAGUUAUACACGAUUGGCAUGGUUUCAUGUAUGCAGGACGGAUGUGUACACAUAGUAGAUGACGGGAAUGGAAUGUGGAUUCCCGUUUCUUCUCGCAGGGGGUUUUACCGGCGUUCAUAUUGGUAGGACUUACUUUCGUCCUCGAAUUAAAGUUAAAGAAAACUGGAGAAAAACAAGACCCUGGAUCUCAUCUCUUUACAUGUCUUGGGUACGAUGUUAGGUACCUGUAUCAGGGUUGAAGCAGGUACAUUCAACCUACAUAAUGAUCAAUUCAUGUGACCUGGCGUAGUUGAUAAGAUUCGCGAUAUUGCUGUUUUUACAAAGCGUUAACCGCCUAC
Molecule: messenger RNA, 1037 nt
Organism: Daldinia caldariorum
Lineage: Eukaryota; Fungi; Ascomycota; Sordariomycetes; Xylariales; Hypoxylaceae
Product: Scytalone dehydratase
Exons: 2
Coding region: 234-629 (131 amino acids)
Biological process (GO): melanin metabolic process
Molecular function (GO): scytalone dehydratase activity
Source: RefSeq, a predicted model, not a curated record